UAUCAGAGAUGUCAACUUAGAAAUUUGCAAAUGGAUAUGCGACUGUAUGCGAGUCACAGAGAGGCCUUCUGACCUAAAUUGAUCGAGAUAUAAUGGACAGCGUGAGAGUGACGACGACAGAUCCCGCCGUUAUCAUUAUUAAUGGCAGUCGCGUUAAAAUCGAGGAUACGAAUGAUGUUUUAUGUUAAGUAUCCGAUCGUCAACCAAAUCACGAAAUACGGUACCUAUUAAAUCGUCUGAUGGUCGAUGUUCACCGAUGUUUGUUCGCCGGACGGAACAAUGACCACCGGAAUCCGGUUUUGUGAAGGUGUGCGCUUUAAAAGCGCUUUAAAAGCCCACCCACGGCUUCGCCGAUCGUCAGUCACAUCUUGCUAUUCAAUAUGUCUCGCCUAUAUUAUGAUUCGCAAUACAAAAUAUGCUCUACGCAGAUAUAUCAGUGGCUUCUCUUCGUCAUCAUAAUAUCCUCAGAGAACCUCGUGAACGGAUUUGAAUCUCAAGAUGCGAUCUUUGUGAAUUUCCAUCGCAGACACAACGUUUCGAAGGUAGCGAUACUUCACGACAACAGUUAUUUACCUCCAGCUUCGAUUCCGGAUUUCUCUCUGCCGGAAGUGAUCGAUAACAGAGCUCGGAACGUAGCAGUCGCGAUAACGGACGAGACCAGAAACUAUCCCAACGCGUUGUAUCAUCUUCCUGAACGGGAUUCCUUGCGAGUCUCCACGCGCAAGGGUCCGUACGACACGAGGUAUCCAGGGAACGACGGGCUGCGAAUACCUCUGCAUCAUCGUCGACCUACUUUCCAACAAGGCAAACACCCUCAACAGACCACAACGCAGCCUUCUCCUUCUCCUCUUCCUAUCGGUGAAACAUCGCCAUCCGUCGUAAACCGCGUUAGCGUUGAGGAGAUGUCCUGUCAGAAUACGAGAGACGAAUUGUUCUUCAGAGUAUCCAUCAAAGCGAAGAAUUCAGUUUCACCGGUGAUAGACAACGUGAUGAGUGAUACUUGUCAGGCAAUAGCAGUCAGAGACUCUUAUCGUAUUAAUUUUGAGAACGACCAAGUCUGGAAUUGUGGAGUCGUUAAUUGUUCCACGGAUGGCAACCAAUCAUACUGCCUUGAUCUGAGGUUUCCCGUGAUCCCCGGUCUACGACUGAAGGACGAUCAUAGGGUGACGUUACGAUGUAAAACCCAGAACAGAAUCGCAUAUCAUACGAAGCGGAUCAGCGUGAAGACUUUAGAAGCGAAAGCGAGGAACGUACCAGGCGUACUAGACGGUGGUGCUGAAAAUGCCCUGAACGUUGACGUGGGAUUAUUCAGGAAGACUUACGGCUCGAAAAACAUUUUUGACACAAAAAUACAAUCGGGCGGCACGGUCGUCUUAGGCGAAGAGAUUUUGCUACGCGUAUUAAUCAACGGCAACGACAGCUGGCGACAUUCAAAAAUCGGCCAAGUGACAAUGCAUUAUGUCGAGGAGCGACAGCAGCAGAAAAUCGUUAACAGUCUGUGGAUCCUCGACAAGGACGGUUGCUUGAAUCCGGACGUACACGAGAUUUGUCCUCGUGAGCAAUAUGCGAUGUCACCGUUGGAAAGCUAUCUAAUUUUCCAGGCGUUUAUGUUUGAGAGCAUGAAAGAGACCGACGAAAUUUUCCUCACUGUGAAGGCCAUGGCAUGUGUAGAAUCUGUGGACUGUAUUCUAGACUGUCCCGGUGGUCACAUUAGACGUGCCAGAAGUGUCUCGGAUCGAAACAAUACUGUUGAGUGGCAGAAUGACAUAGUUCUGCGAGUGGUUCUUCCAAAAUAUGAAACACACGCUUUACAGAAUUAUUAUUUAGCAAUCCUGUUAUCAGCGAUCGCGUUACUCGCAUUAAUCAUGUUAUUGUGGACUAUCAGAACCUCGCUUCGCCAAAGGAUAUCAAAAUCCUGA
This is a messenger RNA of Cyphomyrmex costatus, 1919 nucleotides long. RefSeq lists its product as uncharacterized. The record is from RefSeq and is a predicted model, not a curated record. NCBI's taxonomy places the organism in Eukaryota, Metazoa, Arthropoda, Insecta, Hymenoptera, Formicidae. Bases 381 to 1919 code for a protein of 512 amino acids. The transcript has 5 exons.